UAUCCAUUACUACUGAACCGUCUCUACAAAGUAACGCCAUAUCAUCACAGAGAUAGGGAAGCCCUAAGAGAAUCUCAACAGAAAGUGGAACUACAUCUCGAGCACAUCAACCAGCAGACGAAGGGCACGAUCGGCGCCACCACCAGAAUCUGGCGGCGCAUCUCAAACCUGUCGACUUCGCACCGGCGGCUCAACAGCGCCGACGACAUCGGCAACAUUAAGCUCAGAAAGGCUGCGCUCGAGAUCCUGAAGUGGAACCAAGAGGAGACCCAAUUCGUGAUAAUCGGUAAAGUGUUGUUCGCGUCGAUCACCGACUAUACGGUGAACCGGAAGGCCAAGACCAUGAAGUUCCUAACGGCCAGCGCACUGCUCGUCACACUCGGCCGACCCAACCAUCACUAUCGGCCCGAUUUAGUCAACUCGAUGGACGCCGACAAGGAUAUGGUGUUCCCCAGAGAUAACACCGGUAUUAACGACAGCGUACUGUUGCUCAUUAAGGAGAAGUUGGGCCGGUAUGCGCUCUGCAAGGAGAUAAUGAACCUGAAGUCGUGUGUAGUGAGCAGUGAGAGCGAUGGGGACGACAUGUUUGAGAUUCACGAGCAGAUCACCAAAGAGUCGCUACUAUUCAAGGGCGAGACGUUGACUGAGACCAAGGACUGGUUGAAACAGUUGAGGUACCACUCGAAAGACCUGGGCAAUUGGCGCCGUAGGCGUAACGCCCUGGCCAACAUUAUGAUGGACUUCACGACCGUCAACAUCGGCAAACUGUUCCGGGACUCCUCGGCGAUGCUGCACUCGUUUGAGGUGUAUUGUGUCCGCCAGGGGUCGGCCGCCCUCCUACUGAACCACUUGGAAAAG
Oppiella nova is the source of this 858-nucleotide messenger RNA. The record is from the annotation of a GenBank genome assembly. Lineage: Eukaryota; Metazoa; Arthropoda; Arachnida; Sarcoptiformes; Oppiidae.